This is a messenger RNA of Anopheles aquasalis, 2585 nucleotides long. RefSeq names its product Dihydrouridine synthase 1 (gene Dus1). Lineage: Eukaryota; Metazoa; Arthropoda; Insecta; Diptera; Culicidae. The record is from RefSeq and is a predicted model, not a curated record. Gene Ontology annotation, molecular function: tRNA dihydrouridine synthase activity; flavin adenine dinucleotide binding. Gene Ontology annotation, biological process: tRNA processing.
CAAUUUUGCAGCUGAUUUCGGGUUUCUGGCUGAAAGUAGUGCGUUUCUCUAAAAGUGUGUGCUUAAAAAAACUCGUGAGAAACAUCAUUUAAUUAGUGCGUGAUCAGGAACAGUGGAAAAUUGUGAAAAUCAAACGGGACUGCAAGCGCGUGGUGUUUUGGUGAGUCGGUGCCGCCGCUCGUGUUGCCGCUGGACUUCGGAAGCUUCCCAACUGCACAUCGGGUGAAAAAAGGCACUCUGAAUAGCCUUGAUAGGCGUGAUAAGGAGUAAAUUCGUGGACCCCUUGUGCUCAUCAUAUAAUUGACAUUUGGACGAAGUGGAGGCUCAUACGCACACACGCUCACUCGGAUGCUAGCUGCGGUGCGUUAGCUGGGCACACGACUGGCCGACAGACAGCCGGACAGACAGCAAUCCCGGUGACCUUCGUCAAUUUAGUGGCGGAAGUUUUCCUCCACUGUGACGGUGAACAUUCAGCCAGAGCCAGAACCGAAUCGAACCAAGCGAUUGUCCUACCUUGGACGGAUACGCAACAGCAGCAACCGCCAUGGUAACGAGUGUUGAAGGAAACACACCAACGGAACCGUUGACUGGAGGAACUGAGAUGGAGCAGCACUCGCUUGCAACACCGAUAGCCACGGACGCAGACACGGCAACUGGCACCGGCACCGCGAACAAUCGCAAGCUCACGGGGUUUGAGUUUUACGAAAAAAUCCUCGGUUCACCCCGGUACGUGGUAGCACCGAUGGUGGAUGCGAGUGAGCUCGCCUGGCGGCUGCUAAGCCGCCGCCACGGUGCCCAACUCUGCUACUCGCCCAUGUUCCACAGCAGUUGCUUCUCGAAGGAUCCCAAGUAUCGGAAGGAUUCGCUGCAAACCUGCCCGGAAGAUCGGCCGCUCAUUAUUCAGUUCUGCGGCAACGAUCCGAAGGUGAUGCUGCAGGCGGCGCUGCUGGCACAGGAUCACUGCGAUGCGAUCGAUAUCAACCUUGGCUGCCCACAGGCCAUCGCCAAACGGGGUCACUACGGUGCCUUCCUGCAGGACGAAUGGGAGCUGCUGCGUGAGAUAGUGAGCACGUUGCACCGCCAUCUAGCGAUUCCGGUGACCUGCAAGAUACGCAUCUUCGAGGACAUGUCGAAAACGAUCCGGUACGCGCGGAUGCUGCAGGAUGCCGGCGCCCAGCUGUUGACCGUACACGGGCGAACCCGUGAGCAGAAGGGACCGCUGACCGGCCUGGCCGACUGGAAGUACGUGACGGUGCUCCGGAAGCAACUGAGCGUGCCAUUGUUUUCCAACGGCAAUAUCAUGUCCGUGCACGAUGUCGAACGUUGUAUCGCCGAAACCGGUGUGAACGGUGUGAUGACGGCGGAGGGCAACCUGUACAAUCCGGCCCUCUUCGACGGCAUCAAUCCGGUAUCGUGGGAGAUGGCAAACGAGUACCUGGACCUGGUUGAACAGUAUCCGGCACCGAUCUCGUACAUCCGCGGCCACAUGUUCAAAAUGUUUCAUCAUCUGAUGCAUCUGAAAUCGAAUACGGCGCUGCGAGAAGAGUUGGCCGUGUGCCGUUCGGUCGCCGAGUUCCGCGCCGUGGUUGCCGAGCUGCAGAAAAGGUACCAACCGUACCAUGAUGGUCUUCUAAAAUGGACCGGCGAGGAAGAAGAGCAACCCCCACAACAGUCCGAAGACGCUGUUGACGAUGAACCGGCACAGGAAGAACCAUCAUCACAACCAGAUUACAAUCUUCGGCUACCGCCGUGGCUCUGCCAACCGUACAUACGCAUACCGCCGGAAGCGCACCGACAGAAGCUGGCCGAGGCUCGCCGGCUGGCCGAGGAUCCGACACGUGAGAAACGCCAGUUCUUUGAUGUCCACGGGAACGAAAUUUCACGCAAACGUAUGAAGAAAAUGCGUCGUGUGCAACGUCGCCCAAAGAACCGGAACCGGAACGCGCACAAAAAAGAUGCCCAACCAAGGGUGAACGAGGGCGAGGAGAACGCCGACGAGGAAGACGAUCAGCCGGAGGACAACGAAGCGGAAGAGGGGCAGGGUGACAAUCAGGUCCGGUUGAAGAUAUCGAUUGCGGAAAUGAACGGCAGACGCCGGCGGAGUUUCGAUGAGCUGUGCAAGAACGUUACCACCUGCACCAAUCCGAUGGGUCUCAAGUGUGAGCAUCGGUUGUGCAAAACGUGCUGCAGAUCAAAGUGUUACCGAGAGGAUCUCGAUUGUCCUGGCCACAAGAUUCGGAUCAAGUCGCGCCGUGAUAAAGCAAAGGCACUAACCUUAGCCGAACAGCAGCAGCAACAACUGUCCAGUGAGAAUGGUUACGGUACACAGCCAACGGAGCAACACGCGCAGGAUGUUGCCGUUGUUAACAUGACGGACAAAGCGGAAGCUCUCAGUUGAUCCUGUAAAUUUGUACGAUCAAUGGUUUCCAUGGUUUUAGUCAAGUAAUCGUUGCCAUGAACUGUACAUUUUCUACGCCGGGUAAUACCUAUACCAAGAAAUUUUCGAAACCAUGGCAACGAGCUAACGGACUAAACAUCUGCGAUUAAAUACAUGGCAGCAUCGAAUAUGGGUGUACAAGUUUUUU